GCAGGUCUCGUGACGGUUUACCAUCUCCCUCAAUGAAUGGGCCGCCUAACUGGGACAGGCUUCCAUCCGUUUCUCCUAUUGAGAAACGCAAAAUUAUGCUUGAUAGCAGAGGUUGCCAUUUGUCAACCAUGGGGCCUCCACCAUUACCGUCAUUAUUGAAGUGUGAUACCACUCGGCAGCUUCGACCCCAUAUUUCAACUGGAAGGCUUUUUGCUAGAGAUCCACAUCAACCUCUCGUCGUUGGUCAGUCACCUUUGUUAUCAACCAUCUCGGUGACCUCCGAAACCCCUGCCUCGUUCGCGACUCCUACGCUAAGCAUCGAAGACGUUCACAAAACUGCCAUGCACAUCUCAGUUGAGCGCGCAAAACAGCGACGACAGGUGGAAGAAGAAGAGCGGGAGAAAGAGAAAGAACGUGCCCGACAGAAUGCAGCCGCAUUGGAGGAAAAAUGCAAGGCUAACGAGGAGAAGAAGAAUGCUCAAGAAGCGGAAGCUGUGAAGCUGAUACAGGAUGUUGCGGAAGCAGCUAAAUCUCCUUCCCAGCAAGCGCUGCAGCUCGAUGCCACGACCCAACUUCCAAUGCCUGUCAAGCCAAUAGGACGACCACCAUCUUUGAGAGCACCGGUCGAUGGCAUGACCAGGAAAGACUUCUCCUUGAAUGAUGUGCUCCACAAGAGCUAUUCGUCUCCCAGGGGCAAACCUAGAUUCAUCGAGGCUUUCUCUUGCGUCCUCCCAGACGUCGAUAUCCCUCGUGACAGAUUCACCACGGCUAUCACUCGCGUUGUCCCAACGUCUCUAUCCCAAUCCCAAACGUCAUUAGCCCAGACUCUUCUUCCUGCUCCUGCUAACAUGCACACUGUAUCAUUUCAUAACGUCUUGCCCCUUGGUUUUUUCGUCCAGUAUGCACUUAAUCCCCAUGUCCAAGGAAUACUGUGUUAUCGAGGUUAUUGCCCGUCUAUGUCGUUCAAGUGCUCUGCGUCUCAAGCUACUGGUUAUCCGCUUGCCUACACUGCUGCUAAAAUCGCCCUCAGAAUCAAGGUAGUUGGCUUCGUUGAAGAAAUAGACCAUGAACUCAUGAAGCAUGCUAAACGCAUGGGCUUCUCCGAUGGGCAGAUUGCUGAUUUCGUCGCCUCGACUGAGGACAUCAUCCGCGCUUACCUGCAAGUUUCUUGA
This is a messenger RNA of Suillus subalutaceus, 1172 nucleotides long. RefSeq lists its product as uncharacterized. Lineage: Eukaryota; Fungi; Basidiomycota; Agaricomycetes; Boletales; Suillaceae. Bases 33 to 1172 code for a protein of 379 amino acids. The record is from RefSeq and is a predicted model, not a curated record. The transcript has 5 exons.